AUGGUCAACGUCGCAAUCGCAGGCGGCACAGGCGCCGUAGGCCGCACCCUCAUCGAAGUCCUAUCCACCCAGACAAAACACCAAGCCUUCAUCCUCUCCCGCAAGGCGCCGAAUCCAGAGGAAACUCCCCUGGCACCGACGUUCGAGGUAGACUACGCCAACGUCGACGCCCUCAAGACGUUCCUCGAAGAGAAUGACAUCCACACCGUCAUCAGCGCGUUCGGCAUCACCGCCACAUCUCUCGCAACGUCGCAGUUAAAUCUCAUCAAGGCGGCGGACCUCUCGUCCGCGACAAAGCGGUUCAUCCCCAGCUCGUUUGCGAUGCGGUACCCCGAGGACGGCGUCGCCCUCCUCCCGCCCCUAGAACACUACUUCACCUCCCUCGAAUACGCCGCCGUCCACAACGGCACCUUCCUAGAAUACUUUGCCCCCGCAACCCUCCAAUCGCACCACCCGCACAGCACCCUCGUCCUCGACAUCGCCCACGCCGCCGCGGCGAUCCCAGGCGACGGCAACACCCCCGUGACAUUCACCUACACCUUUGAUGUGGCGCGCUACGUCGUUGCAGCACUAGACCUCCCCACCUGGCCCGCGGACCACGAACUCCGCAUCGUGGGCGAUGAACUCACCUUUAACGAAUUCGUUACGCUGGCCGAGGAAACCAAGGGUGCAAAGUUUGAUGUGGUCUACGACGACGUGGAGAAGUUGAAGAGGUCCGAGGUUUCAGAGUUACCCGGCCACCAGGCGUCGUAUGCGCAGUUUCCAAAGGAGAGAUUACAGUGGUUCCUGUCGAUUUUUGAGCUGUGGAUGGCGACUGGGUUGGGGAGGGUUGAGGGUGGAAAGGGGUCGUUGAAUGAGGCGUGUCCUGAGAUUAAGCCUUUGACUGCGAGUUGCGAGGGAGAUGUUGGGGAAGUAUUGGAAGGCGUAGCAGUGAGGAUGCGUGGUGGUGGUUUAGUACUCUAG
This is a messenger RNA of Colletotrichum phormii, 963 nucleotides long. RefSeq lists its product as uncharacterized. The transcript is spliced from 2 exons. NCBI's taxonomy places the organism in Eukaryota, Fungi, Ascomycota, Sordariomycetes, Glomerellales, Glomerellaceae. The coding region runs from base 1 to 963 and encodes 320 amino acids. The record is from RefSeq and is a predicted model, not a curated record.